GUCCGCAUUGCACCCCCUUGAACAUCCUCCUUGCACUGUGUGCUCUAGCGUGUUAUCUAAACUUUUUUGCCUGUAUUCUCCUUUCCUUGAAGAUCACCAGGGUCGCCUCCAAGCGUAUUUGAACCAAUGGCCACUACACCCCCUCCCAAGAAAGGCUUUCGCGCUCGCGUUGGAACGGCGAUGCGUCGCUCCUCGACGAGCUGGGGUCUCCCAGGGUUGCCCCAUCAUGCAGGCUCAACAACUCCCCCUCUCCCCGAGCCGGACUCGGCCUCUAUCGCAGGAUCCACCUCUCCAAAGAUCGAGCGUGAGGGCUCCACUACGUCCCUUGCGCAAGUCGACACUACUCCACCUCCCACCCAAACGACUCCCAGUCCCAUUCCUGAGUCGCCCGCUCGUGAAGCAGCUGCCCUUGCCGGCGAGGCAACUCCUCAGGGACCAUCCCUGCUCUCAGGGAAAGCUAUCACCGCUGAACCUGCUUCAGAUCCUUCUCUUCAAGCGCCUGAAGAACCACGCAAAUCCGUUGAAGCGGCCCAACCGGAGCCCGCGAUACCCUCCGUUGUGGUUCAUUCUCCCCCUGCAUCUGAGGCUGUUCUUGCUCCAGUGUUCACAGCGGAGCCAGAAGAUAUAUCUCUCGUAGAGCCGGUUCGCACUCAAGUAUCUCCUCCCCCUGCCUCAACGCAGGCUCCCGAUACCACUUCAAAGCCUGCUCCAGCCCCUUCUACGACGCCUCCACCAACUACAGCACGUCAACCUACGCCUCCAGCUCCAGCUGUUGCGCCAACGAAAGCUCCUACGCCUCCACCUGCCACAUCACGUCAACCCACGCCUCCAGCUCCAGCCGUUGCGCCAACGAAAGUUCCUACCCCUCCUCCGGCAGGAGAGGCGGCAGCUGCGCCUUCAACAGUACCCCAGAUACCUGCUUCCUCGUCAGAUCCUGCACCUCCUACAGCACCAGCACCGUCUCGUACACGAGCUUCAACACCUCUAUCGCAGAUCUCUCGUGCUCCAUCCUCUGCUCCACGAUCUCCCCCUGUACAAACACCUGGCCCUGCUCCGGGUGCAGGUUACUUUGACCUGUCAGUUCCUCGCACCUCGUCUCCGCUUGAGGAUAAUGCAGAUGAGGGCGCAAACGUCUGGGCAGACCAUCCCUCUACUUCUCCACCUCCGCCGGCACCCGCGCCUGCCCCCGAAUUCGACCCACUCAAUCGCCCUGCAGCACCCAAAGGAGCGAAAAAUACUCGUCCUCGGGGUUCAUCUGCCGCCUCUUCGCAGGUGAUGAACCAGCGGCAACCGAGUCGGAAGCCAAGUUCAACCUUCCAGCCCCGCGAGCGGGAGAUUGUUGGCACCACGUACACCUGGAGUAACCCGAGCAGUGAAUUCAACCAAAGCAAGGCGAGCUUGAUAAUACCUUCGGAGGACCCGUUUGCAGAUCCAGGCUCGACUGCUCCGGGCUACCAUCUCUAUCCCCCUCAUCAGCCGGCUGACAUUUCGUCACCUAUUGUUGCUGAUGAUUUUGACCCUCGAUCCCCACGAGACGAUAGCAUGAUAGCUCCUGCCGAGCCAGUGGCGGUACCACUACCCGCCAUGCAUGAAGUCAUGCUUACCCACUCCGUUCGACAAGUCUCUUCAGGCUACACCUCGAGUGACGACGCGAGUGGUGGGUACUUCGCGAGCAGAGACGUACCGCGAGACACAAACGAGCGUCAUCCUUUGAUCCCUCGCCAAAAUCGCCCGGCUACGCCCCCAAUAAUGACCACGUUCCCAGAGCCCAGCCCAUCGAGCCACAUCGCACAGUCCUAUCGUUCACAAACACUCAACUACAGCCAGCCCACUCCACAGCGUGCCCAGCCUGCUCGUCUUGAAGGCAAUGGUUCGGCACACACCUAUACAUAUGGGUCAGUGUCCACGCCGUAUGCUAUCCGCGGAUGGGUGGAGAAGGCGCUUCCUCACGGCGGAAAGUACUUUGUGAAUCCUCGUAUCCAAGCUACGACCGACAUUGAUCUUCGAAACCUGGCUAAGCUGGACAUGGUCAUGUCAGUCGCGGAGACGGCUGGUAUCGCCCCUGAAGGAUGUGAAAUGUGGGUCAGAGAAGGUCCCGCCGUGAAGAGGGGUUGGAGAAGACAGAAGAUGGCUGGAGGGCCCGUUAUCAGUUGGAUAGACCAUCGAAUCCGCAGAGUUUCGAGCGAAGUCCCUGGUGUUGAUGGAAUUAUCUUUUCUGGGGAAGAUGACAGACUUGAUGAUGAGUACAGAUACUGGUCGUUUGUGGAGUCUCACCCCGCGCAUAUUUCAUUGCCGGGAAGUGCUCGUCAAGAAGCUAUAGACGCUCUUCAUUGGUCUUACACAGACCCUUUGUUGGCGCAUCCUCAGCCGGUCCCCCCUCCCUUCAGCCAGGACGAAUGUCACAAGUUGUUGGGACAUCUCAACGACCCCAGCCUCCGGUCAACCACAACGCACACACGGAUGGUUGCCCGUAUCUUGCUUCGCGUCGUGCACUGGCGUCAAAUGCAUUUCCGACCACACAAGCCUCUUCCCCGCGAUGUGCCUGUCAUGCAGCGUCCCAGACGACGCGUUCCUAUAGGUCGCAUGGUUGUCGAUAUCAUCACUGGCAUUCUUUGCCUAGGUAUUCCAUUCUUCCUCGUGGACAGGUCAAGCUAUGCCGGACAUCUGGACUUGGAGGGUAACAUUAUAUCCAAUUCCGGAAGUCCUAUGUUCCUUGCUGGGGCUUGCGCGUGUCUAGUGGCCGCUGUCAUCCUCAGCGCUUCUGUGACACUCAUGACCUUACCUGGACUGAAUGGUAUCGCGCGCAUCGCAGGCCUCGUUGCCAUCAUGUGCUCGGUAUUGAGCAUGACAACGUCUUUCAUUUCUAUCAUGCGUCACAAAACGGAAUUGACGCAUGGGACGCCCGCGUCAGGCUCCGAAGGAUUUGUACUUCUCACUCGCCGAAGUGUUCUUCUAUCUCUACCACUUGUAUUCCUAGCCUACUCCGUCGCAGGCUUUAUCACUGGCGUUGUCAUCUACUCAUUCAACGGAGUCGUGGUCAAUGCAACAGCGAAUGGCUCCCUAUCACAGGUACAUUGACGACGACGGUCGGUAUGAUUGUUCAACAGCGAUAACGAUGAUGUCUACCUACGAGGUUGCUUACGAUUUAUUUACUGUGUAUGUUAGAAUUCUGUAUUACGAACCUGCUGCUCACGCACUCCUACCUUAUAUAUGACACGAGGUUGAACUCAUCCUCCUUCACAUAUCUGUGUGACGGGAGUGAGCUCUUCGUCACCUUCUCCCCGUCCUUGUUAACUCUUCUUC
Molecule: messenger RNA, 3303 nt
Organism: Suillus paluster
Lineage: Eukaryota; Fungi; Basidiomycota; Agaricomycetes; Boletales; Suillaceae
Exons: 10
Coding region: 127-3078 (983 amino acids)
Source: RefSeq, a predicted model, not a curated record